Rubroshorea leprosula is the source of this 894-nucleotide messenger RNA. The record is from the annotation of a GenBank genome assembly. Lineage: Eukaryota; Viridiplantae; Streptophyta; Magnoliopsida; Malvales; Dipterocarpaceae.
AUUUUACUUUUGCAGUUUACAGAAUAUGCCAUCGAAUAAGGAAAUUACAGAUUGGAUUUUACCUUUUAAAUUUAGAACUUUCUCUUUCAAGAAAAUGCAGACCCCUUUGCUUCUUUCUAGUAGCAUCCAGCCCACCACUUUUUGCAUAUAUAUACAAAACCCUACGACUCCACUUUCAUGUAGUCAAUUAAAAACAAUUAUUCCCUAUCAAAAAAAAAAAAAAAUUCAAGAACAAUAAUGGAGGGAAAGGGAAUUGAUGAGCGUCAAAUGAAGGAAACAGAGGACAAGGUGACGUCCUCACAACAUGGAUCUGGGUUCCAUAAAAACCCAGAUGAACACAUUAACAUAUGCGGUGUCGAAGAGGGUGGAAAUACUCUCGAAUCCACGGGGAAUGGGGGUUUCAACCAGGGCGCCCACCCGCCCUUCAACUUCAACCCUCCACAGGAGGGUUGCCCCCAUGUUAACAAUAUCGAUCAGCUCGCCAAUCUGAAUGAUGGCGAGUUGCUUUCUCAGGUAUUUGGGGAUCAGCAGAGUGGGAGCAGCUUUGAUCAGAUAGCUGCAGAAGGGGUUCAAUGGUGGAGUAAACGGAUGGAAAAGAUGAGCCCUGAGGAGUUCCAGCAAUUUUAUGCUGCGUUGGGAACUCUCCGAGGAAGGGUGCAAACUCACCUGCAGCAACGGAUCAGAAUUAGAGACUCUAAUUCUGGGGAAACAAGCACCUCUAGCUCUAAUACUAGUGAUUAAAAAAACCUUAUAUUUAAAGACAACUUUAUCCUUUAAUUGUGCGUAAUCUCUUAUUGCAAAUGCUACGGGGUAUUUGCUUUUGUGGUUCUUUUCUCCUUGUUUUGCUUUUUCAUGAUCAAGAUAAACAUGUUUUAUUAAACUAGAUACUGUAAA